Letharia columbiana is the source of this 408-nucleotide messenger RNA. RefSeq lists its product as uncharacterized. Lineage: Eukaryota; Fungi; Ascomycota; Lecanoromycetes; Lecanorales; Parmeliaceae. The transcript is spliced from 9 exons. The record is from RefSeq and is a predicted model, not a curated record. The coding region runs from base 1 to 408 and encodes 135 amino acids.
AUGUUCGAGUCCGCCAGCGACCGUUAUCACCUGCGUCUUCAUCGAGCAAGGAGUGUCGUGCUGACUAGCGAGGAGAUGGUGGAAGUCCGAGCCUCUCAACGCACGUUUGAAGGAGCCUACAUUAGAACAUCUCUGUCGCAGUUCAGCUUCGCCCUAGUCAUAUUGAAGAUAUUCACAGCCGAAUUCUACUCAAUCGGUGCCCUGUUCGCAGUGUACGGCGCCGGCAUUCUUCUAAUUUCGCUUUUCCGCCGACAACAGGGAAAUCAACAGUUUUUCUCCGAAAUUGGAGACCACGGGCUGAACCAGAAAAGAUUCAAAACCAGCGGGAACGUUGUCGUGGUGCUGACUGCGUUGUCGGUAGCGGCGUAUACAAUCCUGCUGGUUCUCACCUUGAAACUUCCCGCAUAA